Messenger RNA from Tachyglossus aculeatus (Australian echidna), 1404 nucleotides. RefSeq names its product gap junction protein delta 4 (gene GJD4). The coding region runs from base 2 to 1114 and encodes 370 amino acids. Gene Ontology annotation, biological process: cell communication. The transcript has a single exon. Gene Ontology annotation, cellular component: connexin complex. NCBI's taxonomy places the organism in Eukaryota, Metazoa, Chordata, Mammalia, Monotremata, Tachyglossidae. The record is from RefSeq and is a predicted model, not a curated record.
AAUGAUAUUACUGAGGAUGGUGGUGCUUGUUCUAGCGGGCUAUCCCAUCUACCAGGAUGAGCAGGAGAGAUUCGUCUGCAAUACUUUACAGCCGGGGUGUUCCAAUGUUUGCUAUGACAUUUUCUCUCCAGUGUCCCACUUGAGGUUCUGGCUGAUCCAGAAUGUUUCUGUGCUCCUUCCGUAUGUGGUGUUCAGUGUCUACGUCUUGCACAGAGGGGUCACGCACAUUAGAACGGGGCCUUCUCCACCAGACAGCUGUAAAGGAGGUGACGCUGUGAUGGACCCCAGCGCUCCGACCUCCCCCAGAUCACACUGUCUGACACCCGGCAGUGUAGACAUUCCUGAUUUUUCCUCAGCGUACACCCUACAACUCAUUCUGAGAACUCUGCUUGAAGCGGCGUUCGGCCCCGGACAGUAUUAUCUCUUCGGAUUCCUGGUUCCCAAACAGUUUUCCUGCUAUCGCUUGCCUUGCACGAGCGUGGUGGAUUGUUACAUCUCCCGUCCUACUGAGAAAUCCAUCCUGGUGCUUUUUAUGUGGGGAGUCAGCGGCCUCUCCUUUCUCCUCAGCGUGGUCGACCUGGCCUGGGCCUUGCAGCGAAAGGUGUUGAGGAAAAGCCUUGCGAGACCAGAGACGGCACCGUCCCGUGCCCAGGACACGAUUAAUCAGUCCCAGCUCCUUUCUGGGCCUCACGGGGAGUGGGCUGCUGCUCCAGUGGGGCGGAAUCCCUGUCACCUGGAGGGGUUGUCUAGUCGGGCGAGUGAGAACCCUGGGUGGCUACAGCCCAGGCAGGAAGUCACCAUGCAGUCAACCACAGGGUCGAACAUACCCGGCGAUAAGUCCAGUGCAUUCGGGAGUGUGGAUGAUGGCAGUGAAGUGGUCUCUUGCAUGAGUGAACGGCCUGGCCUCUCCCGCAGACAGUCCAGGGCUCAGCACGUGAAAGAGGCAGCGUUCCCUCUGCAACCUGACGAGAAAUCUCAGCUGGGACAAGGCUCCUCGGCAGCUUCAGGCUGGCUGGAGGGGCACCACUCACUCAGUGGGUGCAAGUCUUCGGAGGGGCAGUUACUGUGUAGCAGCCCCAGCUACCUGAGAUCAAAAAAGUCAGAAUGGGUGUGACGCUCACCCCGAGGAAUGCCCGGUGGAAACCCGGGUGAAAGAAUGCGGUCUCUAUAGAGGCGAUCGCCUGUCUCAAGAAGGGACCUGCAGGAACGGUUCAAGUUCAUUUUUUGCCAAACCCCUCCCCAAAAAACCCUAUCCCUUGACUGAACACCCAGGAUUGAGUAAAAAACAAAAGCAAAAGCUUGCUGUAAAGAGAUCCAGAUGGUUUUGGAAGCCCUGAGAGGCGUUCAGAGUAGAUUUCAUUUCGAUAACUUGGGUGGCUUAGUAAAGAUUUGUUUCGGAAAGCA